Molecule: messenger RNA, 480 nt
Organism: Cynara cardunculus var. scolymus (artichoke)
Lineage: Eukaryota; Viridiplantae; Streptophyta; Magnoliopsida; Asterales; Asteraceae
Exons: 1
Coding region: 1-480 (159 amino acids)
Source: RefSeq, a predicted model, not a curated record
AUGUCUCCUUUCCGGUUGGUGUACGGUAAACCUUGCCACCUCCCUGUGGAAUUAGAGCACACGGCGUAUUGGGCGGUGAAGACGUGCAAUAUGAAUUUGGAUGAAGCGGGAUCGCAUAGGAAGCUUCAGAUUCAAGAGUUAGAGGAGAUACAGAAUGAUGCCUACGAAAAUGCUUGCAUCUAUAAGGCGAAGACCAAGGCGUUCCAUUACUCUCGUAUUUCACGUAAGUCUUUCACUAAAGGUCAGAAAGUUCUCCUCUAUCACUCUAGAUUAAAGUUAUUUCCCGGUAAAUUAAGGUCCAGAUGGAUAGGACCUUUUGUCGUUUUAACUGUUUUUGAGCAUGGUGCAGUAAAGAUUCAAAGUCUGUCUACGGGCCAGAUAUUCAAAGUUAACGGCCAUAGGCUAAAGCCGUUCUAUGAAGGCUUUGAUGGAAGGGAUUUAGAGAGGGUAGCUUUGGACACGCCAAACUACAAGAAUUGA